This is a messenger RNA of Mercenaria mercenaria, 2311 nucleotides long. Its product is annotated as E3 ubiquitin-protein ligase TRIM33-like. The coding region runs from base 890 to 1723 and encodes 277 amino acids. The record is from RefSeq and is a predicted model, not a curated record. Gene Ontology annotation, molecular function: zinc ion binding. Lineage: Eukaryota; Metazoa; Mollusca; Bivalvia; Venerida; Veneridae. The transcript is spliced from 2 exons.
UCAAGGAAGAAAAAAAAAAUAAAACACUGUCAUGGCGGUUGAUGGGCGUAAACUUGGAGAAUCUGUUUAUAGAGGAUCUGACGAUUUUCACGAUUUUCCGUGUUCACCUUGCUCGAAGGAAGGAAGAGAUGUUGCUGCGGUGAAACACUGUGUAGACUGUGAUGAAAAUAUGUGUACAUCAUGUCUCAAGGAUCAUAACAAGUUUUCUGCUAUGAAAGGACAUCAGAUACUGGACAAGGUGCAACGAUCAGUUGGACGGAAACUACAGCUGCCGAACCAGAGAUGUACCAAACAUGGAGGAAGGUUGAUAGACGUCUACUGCCCUAUUCAUGACAGUAUCUGCUGUUCCACUUGUAUUGCUGUAGAACACAGCUCUUGUCCUGGAAUCAAAUUCAUACCUGAUGUUGCGAAAGGUAUCAGUAAAAGCAAAGAAUUUCAACAAUUUGAAGCGGAUAUGAAGAAUCUACAAUCCAGAUUUGUCUCUUUGAUACAGAGUGAAGAUGUGGAAUUACAAGCACUUCAACAAGAACAAGAAAGAAUAUGUAAGGAAAUAAGAACCCUUAGAAACAAAAUCAAUAAACACUUCGAUAAAAUGGAGGAAGAACUAUUGAACGAAGUUAAUACAAAAUUUAAGCAGCAUAAACAAAAGGUAGAAACCGACCGAGAAGAAACAGAUGGAGUCCUCAACGAAAUCAAAAGUCGAAGUCAUCAGUUAUACGAAUCGAGACACGGCAACGAAUCGGAACUGUUUGCUCUUCUCAAAACAGGACGAAAAAGGAUGAAGGAAAGCUGAGACAUUGCAGACAGACUAGAGAGAUCGCGGAAAGCAUGGAGAUUUGAAUUACAAACUGACAGGACUUUAUUUGAGAUUCUAAAUGAAAACCAAGGAAUGGCUCAUUUAGUAGAAAGUUUUGGCUCAGUCUCAGUGUCCUUUCUCGAUACGCAUGGUAUAAAAAUGAAAGAUGAUAAAUAUGAUUGUCGUGUCGUCAGUUUCUGCAUGACGGAUGAAGGUUAUAUCUUCCUCACCGACUAUGAGAACAAGAGAUUGAAAAAGCUGGACAAUACAUAUAGCAUUGUGUCAUAUUUAGAUCUUCCCGAUUCUCCGUCUGGAGUUUGUCGCAUUGGUGACGUGCGAUUCGCGGUUACUCUUACAAAUCAAAAGAAAGUCCAGUUUGUGCUUACUACAGAACCAAUGAAAUUGCAAACGUCAUUCAGUGUUGGUGAUCGCUGUCGAUCAAUAGCUCACAGCAAUGGAUUGUUGUAUGUCUGCUGUGGUGGAUAUGCAUUCAAAGAAGAAGGUCCUGGUCAUCUAGAAAUUUACAACAUUGAUGGCGGGUUGCUCAGAUCUUUUUUUGAUUCAUUGACAGUUCCAGCUUAUUUAGAUAUUUCCAACAAUGGUAGAGAGAUAUAUGUUUCUGAUCCAGCUAAGGGGCUUGUUGUCUUGGACAAAAACGGAAAACUCCUAAUUCAGUAUCAACAUGGAGAUAAAAAGGAAAUGCAUUGUAUCUGCAGAAUAACUGACAAUAAACUUUGUUGUGCUGUUUUUUCAUCUAACGAAAUCGUCAUGAUUGCAAAUGAUGGAAGGCAAAAGCAACAGAUUCUCACAGAGAAAGAUGGGUUAAAACAGCCAAGAGCAUUAUGUUACGACAGCAAGCAUUCGAGACUAAUUGUGUACAUGGAUGGAUUCCGAAAUGAAAUAAAAGUAUUCCAAUUGAAAAGUUAAUCUGCUCUGUAUAUAAACAAAUUACUGUAGCUUGAAGUGGAAACAUAUAUAAUUCGUGUAAAUAGCAGACUUUGAAUCUGUAAACAAUUGGAACAACAUUUGAAUUAUUACAUCCUUCUUUCCUUUACUACAUAUCUAAAUCAGAAGAUUUGCCCUGUUUAAGUAUUAUAUAUGCGUUGCUAUGUAACAUUGAUCAACUACGAGAGAUGUAGAUUCUAGCUUAAGUGUUAGGAAUCGACCUGUUGGCACUUGGGAGGCAAGCGGUUAAAGCCCUGCUCCGCGGCUAUUCAAAUUCUGUUGUGUGUAUGCAACCCAUGAUUACAAUAGAUAACAAACGCCACACUUUAGCACGCAAAACCACAGGUAUUUUAUAUAGAAUUUUAUAUAAAAUAGACUCUAUUUUGACAGGCGUCACUGUUCAUAGUCAGGAAUUUCAUGCUUUUUCAGUGACAGUUUAAGGUUAAAAGGUACGAUUGGAGCAGGUCUUUAUAUGCAUGAGAGAAUGUCUAUGUCUGUUCUCAAACCCAAAAUACUACAUAUGUAUUUUUUUGUGAAUGAAUGAUGAUUAAUUUUAUCUAAAUCACUAUG